Lodderomyces jiufengensis is the source of this 2019-nucleotide messenger RNA. Its product is annotated as E3 ubiquitin-protein ligase. The coding region runs from base 1 to 2019 and encodes 672 amino acids. Gene Ontology annotation, cellular component: cytoplasm. NCBI's taxonomy places the organism in Eukaryota, Fungi, Ascomycota, Pichiomycetes, Serinales, Debaryomycetaceae. The record is from RefSeq and is a predicted model, not a curated record. The transcript has a single exon. Gene Ontology annotation, molecular function: zinc ion binding.
AUGUUCAUAAUUGAAUUCACAGAUGGUAUAAAAUUAGGAAUAUUUAUCAACUUUAUAAUUUUCACAUUUUUAUUAUUUAAUAAAGUAUUACAAUUAAUACUAUUUGGAUCGUUAAGAAUUAUAGAAGUUGAACAUCUUUUUGAGAAAUUACCUAUAUUUGCAAUCAACCUAUCAUUAAACAUGGCCACCGCAGAAUCAAAUAUGAUCUUAAAUGUUGGGUUAAUGGGUUUAGCAAUGACUUUUAAAAUGAUUCAUAUAGUAAUGUUUGAUAGACUAGAUUUUUUAAACUUAAAAUUAUUUAAUAAGGUAAAUGAAGAAAUUGAAGAUGAAAUGAAUCCUUCUGGUACUGAAUUUAACUUGAGGUAUAUAAUUUUUUAUUAUUUGAGUUCAAUUAAUUUUUGGUUAAAUUUAGCAUUAAUUGUUUUAGACUUUGGUUUUGCGAAGUUUUUAGUCUAUGAUGUAUUUCAAGGUGUCAAUUCAGUGACUUGUCUAUUAUUUGGUUUCCAAUAUGCCGUACAAGGGGUUGAAGCAUUAACUAAUUUAGCUAAAUUAGCAUUAGGAUUUUAUGAAAUUGUAUUUUACAAAAUUAAGGCAAGAGCUUCAAGAGAUAGAGAAGCUGAUGAAUCACAACUUAUAUUAGAGCAAUCAGACGUGGAGGAAGAGGAAGAUCUUGCAAAUUCAACAAUUGAAGCUGAUACUAGUAUUGAAAUAUCUGAAGAAAGUAUAGUUGAACCUUCUGGUAAUCUAGGAGAAACAGACGCAGAGGAUAUUGACAAUGAAGAAGACGAUGAUGAUGAUAUGGAUUUUGUGUGGGAAAAUAAACCAUACUACAGUAAAGCAAUUGAGAUUUCAUCGGCAUUAUUAACUGCAACUUCAUAUUUAUUUGUCAUAUAUUUACUUACAUACCAUUCAGGAUUAUCAUUACCCUUAUCAAUGUUACAAGGAACUUAUUCAUCACUCAGAAAAGCUUGGGUACAAAUUAAUCAACUUUUAGCAUUUAUAGAAUCAUCAAAGAGGUUAGAUACUCAAUUACCAAAUGCAACUCAAUCCGACUUAGCAGAAAAUGAUAACUUAUGUAUAAUUUGUCGUGAAGAUAUGUACUCCAUAGAAGAUUAUCAAAGAAUUUUUAAAAAACCGCAAUCAUCAAGAAGAUGUGCUAAAAAAUUACAAUGUAAUCAUAUUUUACAUAUGGGUUGUUUAAAAGAUUGGUUAGAAAGAUCAGACAAUUGUCCCUUAUGUAGAAGAAAAGUAUUUGGUGGAACAAAUAUUAAUACAAGACCUGCAACUACACCAGGAUGGCAAGAGCAACAAAAUCAAAAUCAAAAUCAUCAUAUACCAAACAAUGCUCCACCACCACCACCUGCACAAGAUAUACCACAAAAUGGUUCACAACCACUUUCACCACAACCUCAAUCACCUCAAUUCCCACAUACUGGAAAUUCAAGUGCUACUACAACAGGAGCAUCAACUCCAAGAAAUUUAUAUCAUCAAUUUAAUCUAUCACAAUCCAAUUUCAGAAGAGUGUCGAAUGACGCCAUGAACGUGCUAAAUAAUAUGGACAGAGAAGGAGACGAUGUUAGAGAAAGAUUAAGAUCAAGACAUCAACAUCAACAUCAACAUCAACAUCAAAAUGCAUCAAGAUCUAUAGAUGACGAAGAAUAUGAAAGACACCAACGAAUAAUCCAGCGACACAGUGAAGGUUUCGGAAUAAAUGAUACCCCAAUAGAAUCAUCAUCUACAUCAAAUAAUCUUGAACCAACUAGAACAUUACCGAUACCAAGAUACAUGCAACAAUCAAACAAUAUGUCAACAACGACAACUAUACCAACUACUACCCGACCUUCUUUUCAAACUAUACAUUUACCUACUACGGCAAUACUACCACCAGAUUGGGUUUUGUUACCACUAGAAAGAGUUAACAAUGAUGGAAAUGAAAAUGAAGAGAUAAAUUAUAAAGUCAAUUUAACUACCAGUACACAAGCUAACUUAAGAAUAAGGCAUAAUAAUCAUAAUAAGUAA